AUUGAGAGCAGUUCGCUUCACCGCCAACCUCAAACCCUAAUUCGGAGAGAAGCAGAGAGGGAACGAAGGGGACGCCAUGGCGAGAAUUAAGGUGCACGAGUUGAGGCAGAAGAGCAAGGCUGAUCUUCAGGCACAGCUCAAGGAUCUGAAGGCGGAGCUGGCUUUGCUUAGGGUUGCGAAAGUCACCGGCGGCGCCCCAAACAAGCUCUCCAAGAUCAAGGUCGUGAGGCUCUCCAUUGCCCAGGUUCUUACUGUUAUUUCUCAGAAGCAGAAGGCGGCGCUGAGAGAAGUUUAUAAGAACAAGAAGUAUUUGCCUCUCGAUCUCCGCCCUAAGAAGACUCGCGCCAUCCGACGCCGCCUGACCAAGCACCAGGCGUCGCUAAAGACGGAAAAGCAAAAGAAGAAAGAGAUGUAUUUCCCCAUGAGGAAGUAUGCCAUUAAGGUUUGAUUAAUUUUGUGUUCUUGAAGCUGUUUUUCUUUUGUUUCCGUUGCUCGGAUAUUUGUUUACUCUUUUUUUGCGGAAGAGUUAAGAGAUUUCUAUUUAAAAGUGAUUAUGAUGUUUGGAUUUA
Molecule: messenger RNA, 569 nt
Organism: Andrographis paniculata
Lineage: Eukaryota; Viridiplantae; Streptophyta; Magnoliopsida; Lamiales; Acanthaceae
Product: 60S ribosomal protein L35-like
Exons: 3
Coding region: 77-448 (123 amino acids)
Biological process (GO): translation; maturation of LSU-rRNA from tricistronic rRNA transcript (SSU-rRNA, 5.8S rRNA, LSU-rRNA)
Cellular component (GO): ribosome; cytosolic large ribosomal subunit
Molecular function (GO): structural constituent of ribosome; mRNA binding
Source: RefSeq, a predicted model, not a curated record